Molecule: messenger RNA, 2414 nt
Organism: Xenopus laevis (African clawed frog)
Lineage: Eukaryota; Metazoa; Chordata; Amphibia; Anura; Pipidae
Product: hepatic lectin-like
Exons: 3
Coding region: 292-738 (148 amino acids)
Source: RefSeq, a predicted model, not a curated record
GGUAAAAAAGGUUGGGGACCCCUGUUCUAAGGUGUUGGGGCGAGGACAGAGGGGGGUGAAGGGAAUCAAGUUCUCUGCAAAUCAAUUCUUUAUGGAUCUUACUUUGGGCAUGGGUUAUUAUUCUGCUUAAACAAAAUAGUGCCUUCCCCAAACUUUUGCCACAAAAUAAAAAAAAAACAAGAUUAUCGUUGUAUAAUGUAGUGGCACCAGAGGCUACAAUGAUGGGUGUGAUUUAAAUAUCCCAUUCCUAUAAUAAUAUGGGGUAGUGUCCACAUACACUAUGUGGCCAAAAUGAUUAUAGAAAAUUCAAUGUUAUGUACCCAAACUCUGUCUUUCUUUUCAGAGAGACAGCGGUGUGAUUCUAACUGGAGAGCAUUUGAUGGAAGCUGUUAUUAUAUUGUUACAACUAAGAAGAACUGGAUGGAGACCCAGACCAUUUGUAAAGCAAUGAGCAAUGAUCUGGUUAUUAUCACCAGUGAGAAGGAACAGAACUUCCUUGAAAGUAUUACUGACGACUCAUAUUUCUGGAUUGGUCUCAAAAGGGAUGGAAAUGGAUGGAGAUGGGUGGAUGGAACACUCCAUUAUUUAUCACGUGGAUUCUGGUACAAGAACGAGCCAAACAAUGAAGCUGGAAUAGAAAACUGCGUUCACAUGUGGAAAGAGAAAAAGUGGAAUGAUAAUGUCUGCAAUGUUCAGUAUAAAGCAAUCUGCGAGAAAAAAAUGGCACAUCAUGUAUAGCUAUAUUAAUUCGAAACAAGGCAAUUACAUACAAUGGAAUGAUAUCUGUUUAAAAAUUCUCUUUGCAUACCACUCACGCCCAUACAAUCUUAUACCACUAUCAGGGUCGGACUGGGCCAACGGGACACCGGGAGAAACCCAGGUGGGCCCGGCCCUCAUGGUCCCCCGCUGCCCUAGACCCGCUCCCUGAUAGGGGGGAACUUAAAGAAAACUAUCUAAGGUGCACUGUUCACAUGAUCUCACACAUAUGUGCAGCAUGCCGGAUUUCGCGCAUGUGUGUGAGGGCCCCCCUGAGGUUUGGAACACGCUAGGCUCCAGAUGCAUCAGUCCAACCCUGACCUCUACAGCGGUGCUACAAUAAUCUCACCCACUAUCUUCUAAACUAGUGUAGCACACCCUUGAUUGCACUUUAGUUGUGUGUUUUGUAGUGUGUGGACAGGGCUUCUGCUGCUUGCAUUGUGCCACUGACCCACAUGUACCUGAGCAACUCCCUGCAACUCCUGGUACAUUGGAUGCUCCUCUUGGCAAAAUGGAAUCCAAUCACAAGGAUUUCUUUGCAGCGAUAAUUUGUUUAUUACCAGAAUAACAGUCCAAUAUAUGAAGUGAGCUGUCCCUCUUUCAAGGCAAAAUGUACAAAAUUGACAAAUCUCUCCCAGAGAUGAUAUAAGCAAUAUGUAUUAAUUACCACUCUCUCAAGGUAAUUCCUCCCUGUGGGCAGAACACUUUGCAUAGUAAUCCUCAGCCUGGGGACUUGUAUCUUGGCACCCUACCUGGUCCUCAGCUCACCCACUGAUGUCCCUGCUCUAGUGGUCCACACAGGGGUCCUAACCCCAUUAUUUCUCCUCAUUGAAGUGGAAGCUGCUCACUAUCUUCCCUGAGCAUCACUCUUGCUCCUAGAACACGCACUAGCACUAACUUUUACCAAAACUGUAACCCUAGGUCUGUAACACCUGCCAGAGAGGUGAGAUCCCAGGAAAGAUCUUGAGCACAUGGGGCUAUACCCCUUUAUACUUUUACAUGGUGCAACCUAGUGGGCAAACCUUGAAUUAAUAUUGACCCAGGAAAAGGGACAUAGCUACCAGGGUUCAUUGAAGAACCAACAGUAGGUGGCCAAAUACAAGGGAGUAUAUACCCAAAUCUUAGGGUUCCUACACUAGAAAAACCCCAUCCUGCUAUGAUAGAACUCCAUUCCUUCUACCUCUCCUUCUACAAUUGCAUAUGAUUAAAAGUGAUAUGUACAGAUGACAUUUUUAUGUGUAUUAUAUAUUUUUUAUUUAUAAUUCAUGUAACCCUAUUCUGCUACAGCAUAAAAUCUAGCACUGAUUUUCUUCUUCUUGGCAGUACAGGAGUCCUGUGUCUCCACUACACAGGAGAGCAGGUGCACUAUUGGGGUUAUUUAUAAAACUCAAAUCAAUCAAACUUUUUUUUUUUAUUAAAACAAAGUUGAACAAACUCCCAUCCACGAAUUUAUCAAUAAAUAUUCUUGAAAAAGUCAGAGCAAAAAAAUCUCACAACAAGUAUGUGCGUCAAUUCGAAUUGUAAGAUUGACACUCCGAAAACUCUACUUUAUCGAAUUUUCGCAGUGGAAACUUAACUUUGGAUUAUCGGCGCCGAGCACAAUGUCAAAAAACAACUUCAGGAACAUCUGCUAUUGACUUAUACAUGAUUUACAUGGG